AAUAUCGCCCCUGCGCCUUGCUCUCUUCACCAUCCUGAACUGAAUUGCCUGCACCUAGCCACAUCAUAUAUUCAGAGAGAGAGCUGAGAGAGCAGUACAAGAGUGUAUACUACACUUAGCAGCUCAUCAGUUAUUAGUUCACUAGUUCAGCCACUGACCAUCGAAUCAAUUCAGGUGAGAUAAUCUUGAGAUAGAUAUACGGCCAUGUCGAGGGUGCUGGAGCCUCUCAUUGUGGGGAAGGUGAUCGGCGAGGUGCUGGACAACUUCAACCCCACGGUGAAGAUGACGGCCACCUACGGCGCCAACAAGCAGGUGUUCAACGGCCACGAGUUCUUCCCCUCCGCCGUCGCCGGCAAGCCGCGCGUCGAGGUCCAGGGCGGCGACCUCAGGUCCUUCUUCACAUUGGUGAUGACUGACCCUGAUGUGCCAGGGCCUAGUGAUCCAUACCUGAGGGAGCAUCUUCACUGGAUUGUUACUGAUAUUCCUGGGACUACUGAUGCCUCUUUUGGGAGGGAGGUGGUGAGCUACGAGAGCCCGCGGCCAAACAUCGGCAUCCACAGGUUCAUCCUGGUGCUGUUCCGGCAGAAGCGCCGGCAGGCGGUGAGCCCGCCGCCGUCGAGGGACCGCUUCAGCACCCGCCAGUUCGCCGAGGACAACGACCUCGGCCUCCCCGUCGCCGCCGUCUACUUCAACGCGCAGCGCGAGACCGCCGCUCGCCGCCGCUAAUGGCUACCGACGACGGCGACGACGACGACGACCCUGACACCGCGACGACCGAUCUUGCAUGGACAAAACAAUAUAAUCGAGCUUAAUUAAUUACUACUACUUCUACUGGCAUUUUCUAUUAGUUUUCCUAUUUCCCCUACAUUAAUUUCACUGUCAAAUAAGGCACACUGUGAUUAGCUGCAGCUAGCUAGCUUUGCUCGUGUGUGUGAGCUAGCUAGCUCGUAGCUACAGGGCAGGCCUACAGACUACCAGUUCGUGCUUGUUUGCAUGCACAUUAUCAGAUUAUCCUAGUUGAUUUGUGAAUUAAUCAAGGUGAUCAUAGGAUUGUGAGUGAGCAAUCGCAAUCGCAAUGUGCAAGCUAUGGUUGACUAGCAGCAGUGAGAGAUCUCUAGCUAGCUACACUAGUUGAAGCAAUGGCCAUCCAUGGCAGGAGAGUCCUAGCAUCCCCCCUGCAUAUAUGCCUACCUACUAUUCAACUGCUGUUCUUCGAUUCAAUUCGCUGGUGCUUGCAGUGUACUUUGUUUGAUCCUGUGAUCACUACUUCUUGCCACUUGUUUUUGUAAUCCGAUCGGUGUCACUUUUUCUGUA
Messenger RNA from Oryza sativa Japonica Group (Japanese rice), 1314 nucleotides. Its product is annotated as protein SELF-PRUNING. Gene Ontology annotation, biological process: regulation of timing of transition from vegetative to reproductive phase; inflorescence development. The record is from RefSeq and is a predicted model, not a curated record. Lineage: Eukaryota; Viridiplantae; Streptophyta; Magnoliopsida; Poales; Poaceae.